CUCCUUAGGACUAGUGGGAUUCUUAAACUGCACAACUGAGUAACUACCUACCGACAUACCUACACAUAUGUAGGUAUGUAAUCAAUUAGUCUCAGUUAAUCUCAACUGAUUAUACAAUGAGAAAAUGGAAUACCCCAAGACACGCUCUCAUAUUCAUUUCUGAACUAUUCAUGCUUCAGACUACUACUUCCCACACCACCUUGCCCUGAUUAAUACCACAACGACCAAAUAUAUCACUGCUAUACGGAGCUGGACAUCUUUGGGGGACCUCCUUCUCGUGCUAGGGGAGCUUGACGCGCGCCACCAUCUCUGCUGUGAUGCCACCCCCGGAUUGUUCGCAGCGACAGAUUGCACCGAAAGCAGAUGGCUCUAGAGCCGAUCUUGGAAACGUACCGAUCACACUAGACGAGCUCGAAAUCGAUUCGCACCCCGCAUCGCGCCCUCAUACUGAAGGCCCAAGCUCUGCUCAAGAGAGCGUGAUUGUCACGUGGAACGGAGAGGAUGACCCCAAAGAUCCAUACAACUGGCCCCUUUCUAAGAAAUGGCAAGCCACGGGCAUUGGCUUGCUUGCGAGCUUUGUCUGCUCGAUGAAUGGAACCAUCCUAACGGUGGCUCACGCGGCCAUUGGGGACGAAUUUCACAUUUCCGAUGCGACGUUCCCCAAUACUUACUGGCUAACAACAUCUUGGGGUAUCGGGGCCGCACUGUGCCCGCUUCUUCUGUUUCCUGUGAUGGAGGACUUUGGCGUUCGACCCGUCCUUCUCACCACCUAUUUUUGCUUUAUUUCAUUUUUGAUUCCUGUAGGGCUGGCACCAAACUUUGCCACCCUGAUUGCGGUUCGAUUCUUCAGCGGAGGAUGUGUUCCGCUGAUAAGCGACGCCGUUGCUGGUAUUACAUCGAAUGUCUUUCACGGCGAUCGAGCCCGGAGUGUCCCAAUUUGUCUGUACGUGACCAUCUAUCUGGUGGCAACAAGUCUGGGCCCGGUGGUCGGCUCUGCCAUCCUGCAAUUCCUGUCAUGGCGCUGGAUUGGGUACAUCGAACUGAUCUGGACCGCUGCCCUAUUUCCGAUUCUGAUCUUCGGUCUGCCAGAGAGCCGCGGGCCGGCGAUCUUGCGCGCUGAGGCCAAACGACUGCGCCGCGAGGGGGCGAACGCGUACGCGACCGAGAAGAUUGAUCGAGGAGCAUUGCCUCAGCUUAUCCUACAGAGCGUUCAACGGCCUCUCUACAUGCUAUGUACUGAAGGGGUCGUGUUCGUUGCGACGGUGUGGGCUGCCUUCAGCUUGGGAACAAUCUAUCUUUUUACGCAAUCGGUCGAGCAAGUAUACAAGGAGCUAUAUAGGUGGGAUUCUAUCCAGUGUGGAUAUGUCCAAGUUGCAAUUGUGAUCGGGGAACUUCUGGGCGGUGGAUUUUGCAUCCUAACCGAUCCCUGGUACUAUGCAUCUGCGACUCGCAAUACCGAGGCACCGGGCACGCCGAUCCCGGAGGCUCGGCUUCAUGCAUCGAUCAUUGGUGGACUAUUUGGUGUCACGGGCGGCAUGUUCGUGUAUGGGUGGACAUCGUACACUUCCAUACACUGGAUGGCACCCACCGUCGGCCUGGCGAUGGUAGGGUUUGGGACGACGGCGGUCAUCGUUGGCAAUGCUAACUAUCUCAUCGACGCGUACAGCAAGUAUGCUGCGAGCGCCCUCGGGGCAGUGGGUUUCGUCGAGAACAUCUCUAUCGCCUUUCUCCCUCUGGCCGCAGCAGCCUUGUACACGAAUAUUGGGUUUCAGUGGGCCAGCUCGCUGCUUGCAUUUGUGUCUUUAGCCCUGGUGGCAACUCCUUUUGUGGUCCUCCAAUGGGGAAAAGAGAUCAGAUCUUACAGCCCUUUCAUGCAGGAGGCCACUGUAGAGCGGAGGAGCGACAGUGCUGCGGCCGCAGGUGUAUAGACAACCAGGGCCUACAGGUGCUGUGCUCUGUGCAGCGCCCCCUCUUAGGUGUAUAACCAUUUUAAUUGCGUGAAUUUCUCCAAAGAUUCC
This is a messenger RNA of Aspergillus neoniger CBS 115656, 2018 nucleotides long. Its product is annotated as MFS multidrug transporter. Gene Ontology annotation, molecular function: transmembrane transporter activity. The record is from RefSeq and is a predicted model, not a curated record. The transcript has 2 exons. Gene Ontology annotation, biological process: transmembrane transport. Lineage: Eukaryota; Fungi; Ascomycota; Eurotiomycetes; Eurotiales; Aspergillaceae. Bases 318 to 1928 code for a protein of 536 amino acids.